Molecule: messenger RNA, 999 nt
Organism: Penicillium cataractarum
Lineage: Eukaryota; Fungi; Ascomycota; Eurotiomycetes; Eurotiales; Aspergillaceae
Product: thioredoxin-like protein 1
Exons: 3
Coding region: 1-999 (332 amino acids)
Source: RefSeq, a predicted model, not a curated record
AUGUCCGUCAUCAACAUAUCCUCAACCGAACAGUUCAGCUCGCUGCUGAGCUCCUCACGCUUUGUGGUCGCCGACUUCUAUGCCGACUGGUGUGGUCCCUGCAAAGCUAUUGCCCCCGUCUACGAAAAGCUCGCAUCGCAGCUGUCUCGCCCAAACCACAUCACAUUCACCAAGGUCAACGGUGACCAACAGACAGAGCUUGCGCAGGCUUACAGCGUUCGAGCUUACCCGACCUUCGUCGUGUUCGAGAACGGCCGCAGCAUCAAGACCGUCGCCGGUGCCGAUCCCCAGAAACUUACCGACGUGAUCCGGAGACUCGCAUCGGAAGCUACCAAGUCCGAUGGCGGAUCUGGCGAGGGAAGCGGUGCGACUUGGCUGGGCGCCGAGGUGGCUGCGCGAUACACCGACGUGACGGACGAAGUUGACACCAAGGGAUUGGAUCUGCUUAACCGGGACAACCAGUUCGGAGAGCCGCGCGUGUUGUUCGACACCUCCAAGCCUUCAGCUCUGGCUGGCAAGGGCAAGGCCAAGGCCGAGGGCAGCAGCAGUGGUGCCGAUUGGGUCGAGAGCGACACGGACGAGCAGCUGAUGCUGUACAUCCCCUUCCAGUCGAAGCUCAAGGUGCACUCCCUUCAUGUGACAUCCCUCCCACCUGCUGCCGGCGAAGACGACGACGAUGACGAGCUGCCCAUGCGGCCGCGCACCCUGAAGCUUUACACCAACACAUCGCAUGUGCUUGGCUUCGAGCAGGCGGAGGACACGAACCCGGAGCAGACGAUCGAGAUCAAGCCAGAGCAGUGGGACGCAAAGACGGGGACUGCCACCGUUGACUUGCGGUUCGUCAAGUUCCAGAACGUCACCUCUCUCGUUAUCUUCUUCGUGGACGGCGACGGAGAGAGCGAGAAGCUGCGCGUGGAUCGCAUUCGCAUCAUUGGCGAUGCGGGCGAGAAGAGGGCCAUGGGCAAGUUGGAGAAGAUUGGUGACGAGCCUGGCGAGUAA